Messenger RNA from Tachyglossus aculeatus (Australian echidna), 1592 nucleotides. RefSeq names its product actin related protein 2/3 complex subunit 1A (gene ARPC1A). Gene Ontology annotation, biological process: Arp2/3 complex-mediated actin nucleation. Gene Ontology annotation, cellular component: actin cytoskeleton; Arp2/3 protein complex. The coding region runs from base 136 to 1248 and encodes 370 amino acids. Lineage: Eukaryota; Metazoa; Chordata; Mammalia; Monotremata; Tachyglossidae. Gene Ontology annotation, molecular function: actin filament binding. The transcript is spliced from 10 exons. The record is from RefSeq and is a predicted model, not a curated record.
CAUGCGCGGGCUGAGGCGCAGGCGCGUGGCGUCCCUCUUCCGGUGUGGCCGUCGCCGGCGGAGCCGCUCGGACCGUCGACUGGAUCCCCUCAGCUUUUUCCUUUUUGAAAACACUAAGAAUAUCCUUCAUUCAGGAUGUCUCUCCAUCAGUUUUUAUUAGAACCAAUCACCUGCCAUGCCUGGAACAGAGAUCGAACUCAGAUCGCCAUUAGCCCUAACAACCACGAAGUUCAUAUCUACAAGAAGAAUGGGAACCAGUGGCUGAAAGCUCAUGAACUAAAGGAACACAAUGGACACAUCACAGGUAUUGACUGGGCUCCCAAGAGCGAUCGCAUCGUAACUUGCGGUGCCGACCGAAAUGCUUACGUCUGGAGUCAAAAAGAUGGUGUCUGGAAGCCGACCCUGGUGAUCCUGAGGAUUAAUCGUGCUGCCACCUUUGUAAAGUGGUCUCCCCUGGAGAAUAAAUUUGCUGUGGGCAGCGGAGCUCGACUUAUAUCGGUGUGCUACUUUGAAUCCGAAAACGACUGGUGGGUGAGCAAACAUAUAAAAAAGCCCAUCCGUUCCACCGUCCUCAGCUUGGACUGGCACCCGAACAACGUCCUGCUGGCAGCUGGAUCUUGUGACUUCAAGUGCAGAGUGUUUUCUGCCUAUAUUAAGGAAGUGGAUGAAAAGCCAGCCAGCACUCCGUGGGGCACAAAGAUGCCUUUCGGGCAGCUGAUGUCCGAGUUCGGGGGCACAGGAAGUGGUGGAUGGGUCCACGGAGUCAGUUUCUCCGCCAGCGGGAACCGCCUCGCCUGGGUCAGCCACGAUAGUACUGUGUCAGUUGCCGAUGCCUCCAAAAGUAUGAUGGUUUCACAGCUGAAAACAGAAUUCCUCCCACUCCUGAGUGUGUCAUUUGUCUCCGAGAACAGCGUGGUUGCUGCUGGCCACGACUGCUGCCCGAUGCUGUUUAACUGCGACGACCGCGGCUCUCUGACCUUCAUCUCCAAACUGGAUAUUCCGAAACAGAGCAUCCAACGCAACAUUUCCGCCAUGGAGCGUUUCCGCAACAUGGACAAGAGAGCCACUACUGAGGAUCGCAAUGCCACCCUGGAGACGCUGCAUCAGAACAGCAUCACCCAAGUGUCUAUUUAUGAAGUGGACAAACAGGACUGCCGCAAGUUUUGCACCACUGGCAUCGACGGAGCGAUGACAGUCUGGGAUUUUAAGACCCUAGAGUCCUCCAUCCAGGGCCUUCAAAUCAUGUAAAGAUGGAUCUCCCUUAUCUAGCAUGACAGACUGCUUGUGAGACUGCAGCUCCACACCUACCCGGGCCUGAAAAAGAAAGACGAGGAAGGCAGACCACGAGGAAGCACUGAGAAAUUACGGCUUUGCCAAUGUUUUGUCUGUUUUUAAAACACAGUUGGUGAAAGUGUUGGUUUCAAGAAUCUGCUGGGGUUUUUUUGUUGUUGUUGUUUUUUUUUGAUUAGUUGUUUCAUGACAUCCUUCACCAGAGCUGCUCUUUAAGUAGUUUAUUGUGGAAAGUUUGACUAACUUAAAAGGGGAAUUUUAUGUUCGUUGUCUGCUAGAAGAUUAAAAAAGAUACAAAAUUU